This is a messenger RNA of Actinia tenebrosa (Australian red waratah sea anemone), 1143 nucleotides long. RefSeq names its product myosin-2 essential light chain. The record is from RefSeq and is a predicted model, not a curated record. Gene Ontology annotation, cellular component: myosin II complex. Gene Ontology annotation, molecular function: calcium ion binding. NCBI's taxonomy places the organism in Eukaryota, Metazoa, Cnidaria, Anthozoa, Actiniaria, Actiniidae.
UUCGCACAGGCGUACUAUAGUAAAGGCUUAUUAUUAUUUUCCUGAUACCACAACUUCUACUUCAAAAUAUAGAGCAUAUAUUCUUUAACGGUAGAAGACAUUUCCAAGGGAAUUUCGUGUCGUUUUUCGCCGAGAAGGAUCGAAGGAUGAAUCGUGAGGACCAAAACGUGGAGGAAUCGUUUCUUCUAUACGACCGAUGUGGGGACAAUAAAAUUGACUGCAGCCAGAUCGGCGAAGUUUUAAGAGCUCUUGGUAUCAACCCAACAGAAUAUGAAAUCAAAAAAAUGAUUAAAGAGAUUGAUCCUACUGGGGGAAAGAGAGUCAGCUUUGAGGAAUUUUACCCUAUGUUUCAGAGCUUGAGGGACAAACACAGGAAGGAAAGACGAGGUGAAGACGAAGAUUAUUUUCUCGAAUGUUUUCGAGUGUUUGACCGCAGUUGUAACGGGCUGAUCAGCGCAGCCGAGCUGCGCCACGUUCUCUCGAGCCUCGGAGACAAGCUUAACGACGAAGAGGUCGACGCUUUGUUGGUUGGUUUCGAAGAUAAUCAGGGACAAGUGUACUAUGAGGACUUUGUGAGGACUGUUAUCAGUGGUUAAGAAAACUGUACUCUUUGCGUAUAAAUAUAACAAGACACUGGCUAACAAUGGCAUAUAGGGUUUCAUAUGAGGGGGAAGCGUAUAGGAACCAGGGCCGGGUUGUUCCAAGCUGGAUUAGCGCUAAUCCAGGAUUAACUCUAUAGGUCUUAUUAAGAGUUAACCCAGGAUUAGCACUAAUCGGGCUUUGAAUAGCCAUUCAAAAUACUGGGUCGAGUUGGCAUCGAAGUGUAUUGUGGGACCUUUUUUAGGACAAGGGGAAAAAUAGACGCCAUCUUGAAAAUGUGCCCUAAUCAGCCCCACAAUGCACUGCAAUCAUCCCAACUCUACUCAAACUUUUCCUCGACCUCGGAAUGGCUAAUAGCACGAACACGGUACAGAUAACAUUGAAAUGUCUUCCCAUUGUGUUUGAUUUAUUUGUCCAAUCACAAUAGUCCCCUUCACAGUUCCCUGCGCCGUGCUUUUGCUUCCAAGCGAGACAAACGGUGAGCUUGCAAUGAUAAGACACCUUGGACAAUUAUUCACGUCUCUGACAUUGCAAGCUUACCGU